AGAGAGCAAAGGCCAGUGCAGAUGAUGUAUCAGAAAGACACAUUUAACAUCGCCUCUGUGAGUGAGUUACAGGCACAGGUGCUAGAGCUGCCCUAUGCGGACGAGGAGUUGAGCAUGGUGGUCCUGCUUCCAGAUGAUGGUGUGGAUCUCAGCACGGUGGAAGACAAUCUCACUUUUGAGAAGUUAACAGCCUGGACCAAACCAGGCUUUAUGAAAAAAACCGAAGUUGGUGUUUACUUUCCAAAAUUUAAACUGCAAGAAGAUUACAACAUGGAGUCGGUGUUUCAGCGUUUGGGGAUGGUGGAUGUCUUCCAACAGGAGAAGGCUGACUUGUCAGCAAUGUCACCUGGGAGAGACCUGUGUCUGUCCAAGUUUGUGCAUAAGAGUGUUGUGGAGGUGAAUGAAGAAGGCACCGAGGCGGCCGCAGCUUCAGCCAGCUUGGGCGUAGAAUGCUGUGCUGUCGAACGUGCCCAAGUGUUCUGUGCUGACCAUCCCUUCCUUUUCUUCAUCAGGCACAACACAUCCAACAGCCUCCUGUUCUGUGGCAGGUUCUCUUCUCCAUAAAGGAUGUGCAUGGAAACA
Messenger RNA from Nannospalax galili (Upper Galilee mountains blind mole rat), 582 nucleotides. RefSeq names its product serpin B9-like. The record is from RefSeq and is a predicted model, not a curated record. NCBI's taxonomy places the organism in Eukaryota, Metazoa, Chordata, Mammalia, Rodentia, Spalacidae. Gene Ontology annotation, cellular component: cytoplasm. Gene Ontology annotation, molecular function: serine-type endopeptidase inhibitor activity. Gene Ontology annotation, biological process: negative regulation of endopeptidase activity.